GCUGACAGACUGUGUGGCUGAAGCAGCGCUGAGCGGAGAUGGUUUCGCUGAGAGGAGCAGGGACUGCCUUCAUUUAGGAUUACUACACCAGCAUCACCUGGUUUACCAUGACUUUCGGCUCAUUAUGUGAGUCUGUUCUGGCGCAGGAGGCAGCUAAAACAAUGCGAUAGUCCUUCAGAGAAAAACAUCUGAAAACAGUUAGCCUAGAGGAGUCCGGAGACUGUGUUACUGCUGCGUUACUGCUUACCAAUCUGCAGUUGGCGGUACUUUAGUCUGUGACCAGACUGACCAGAAAUACAGGAGAUAUUUACCAGCACCGGCAUUCUGGCUCAGCUUUUGUAAGUUUUCCAGCCCCAUUUGCAGAGAUGCAGACGUUUGGGAGAGGAAAAAGAGUGGGAUUCUGGCUCAGCGAGAAGAAAAUCAAAAAGCUGAAUUUCCACACCUUCGUGGACAUGUGCAGGAAGAGAGGCAUUGAGAUGGUGCAGCUGGACCUCAGCCAACCACUGGAACAGCAGGGCCCCCUGGACGCCAUCAUCCACAAGCUGACUGACCACAUUGUGGAAGCAGACCAGAAUGUCACAGAGGCCAUACGGCUUGUGCAGAGUGUCCAGGAAUACAUUGAUGCCCAUCCGGAAACUGUGAUUUUAGACCCACUUCCUGCCAUUCGUACACUGCUUGACCGUUUCAAGUCUUAUAAGCUAAUCCACAAAUUGGAGGAGAGCAUGAAGGAUGACCGGAUUUGCUCUCCUUCAUUCAUGGGGCUCAGCAGUGAGUGUGGCCUGGACCUGCUGGAUCAGCUCCAUAAGAAUGGCAUCACCUUCCCCUUCAUCUGUAAAACCCAGGUAGCACAUGGCACUAACUCUCAUGAGAUGGCCAUCAUCUUCAGUGAGGAGGACCUAAAGGACAUCAGGCCUCCGUGUGUCCUCCAGAGUUUCAUCAACCACAAUGCUGUGCUUUACAAGGUCUUUGUAGUGGGAGAGGCCUACAGUGUGGUAGAGCGGCCCUCCAUUAAGAACUUCCCCUCUGGACCCACAGACCAAAGAGCCAUAUCCUUCAACAGCCAUCAUGUGUCCAAGCCUGAGUCUUCAUCAGACUUGACCUCUAGAGACAACUUGGAGGGACAGUGCAGGACGCCAAAUGAUGACGUCAUUCAGAAGAUUUCCAGGAGUUUGAGACAGACACUUGGUGUGUCUCUGUUUGGGAUCGAUAUCAUCAUCAACAACCAAACAGGCCAGCAUGCUGUAAUUGAUAUCAAUGCAUUUCCAGGUUACGAGGGAGUUCCAGAAUUCUUCGAUAACCUGCUGACUCACCUCACCAGUGUCCUGCAAGGCCCUGUACCUGCCGGACCCCUGAGAGCGAAUGGAGUGUCCCAGAGCUUGCCUGCAGUCUGUGGAGUGCCCUGUGGCAUGCUGGCAAAUGAGGUAGGCUGCUGGGUGAUAGACAGCGAGGGGAUGAAGAAAGGCUCCCACCAGGGUCUGAGCUGCUGCAAUGCUGACCUAACCAAGAACUACCAGCAACACUGCAGGGCCACGCUAGCGGCUGAGGCUUCUUCACAGUGACCCUAUGCUCCGCUCCAGUAAAUUAGCCUAUUUAAUCACUCCUAACGAAUCAAUCACACCCUUCUCCAAGCUGAGCGGGUCUUGUGCCAAUAUAUGAUCAGUAAUGCAUAGAUAAUGACCAAAGAUGUACUGAUUUUUUUCAUUGUUGUUGUUCUAAGUUUGAAAAGGUGCAAUCAGCAUCUUAGGUAUCGAUGUGAUUUAGUUUGGUCUGUUUUAAUGCAUUUUGCACUGGACGUUCUGUAUGAUAAAGUGCCUUAGGGAUGAGUGGUAAAGCAUUUCUACACUGGUGAUUAUGAGGAAAGUAAGGGGACGUGUAAUGUACCGCUAAGUAACCACAUGACAAAACUACAUGAUCCUGCUGGUGGCAGGUGAAAUAUAACGGCACAAGGAGCACUCAGACUUUUGCUCUUUUUUCUUUCUUGCAAAAUGAAAAGAGCAUUUUAGGUGUUUAUGAAUUUUGAGGCUGUUUAUUGCCUACAACUCCCAGCAUUCCUGCACCUGCACAGCAAUAAACAGCCAUGCAAAGUGAGACACAACACAGAAUGUGUAGGCGAUGGAGUAUAUUUUGAUGUCAAACAUUUGCUCUAUACUGUGCAUGAGGACUUACACAUUGUGAAAGGAGCAACAGUUGGGUGCUUGAUAUGAGGUAAAACUCUCAAGACUACCUUAGCAGUGGUUCUCAAACUGGACCUCAGGGACUGUCGGUUUGAGAACCACUGCAUAAAUUAAUACUUCAGCAUUUUUCCACCUCAUCUCUGUCUGCUAUGUUUAUUCGAUAGUCAGUUACCAUAGACUUCUGAAGUUGUGUAUCAUUUUGUAGAUGGCAUCAUGCCCAUAUUAGAAAGUCUGGGUCUAAGUGAACUUCGCUAAGGGAAAAAUCAAUCAUGUUUUUGAAAAUUGACACUAUCACAGACAAAAAAGUUCCAAACCAGAUAAUACGUUUAAUACAUUUUGUCCUAGAUGCAUUUUUCCCCAGAAUCUACCUGGAUCAGGUCAGUCCCUGGUCAGUCGUAUGCAAAAGCACCCCUGAUCAAAUGACAUGUUUUUUGUUUUGUUUUAUGCACAAUUACUGUUUAUUCGCUGAAUUUAAUAUAUUUGGAAAAAAA
Colossoma macropomum (tambaqui) is the source of this 2665-nucleotide messenger RNA. RefSeq names its product inositol-tetrakisphosphate 1-kinase a (gene itpk1a). The transcript is spliced from 11 exons. Gene Ontology annotation, biological process: inositol trisphosphate metabolic process. Bases 366 to 1559 code for a protein of 397 amino acids. Gene Ontology annotation, molecular function: magnesium ion binding; inositol-3,4,5,6-tetrakisphosphate 1-kinase activity; ATP binding. Gene Ontology annotation, cellular component: cytoplasm. Lineage: Eukaryota; Metazoa; Chordata; Actinopteri; Characiformes; Serrasalmidae. The record is from RefSeq and is a predicted model, not a curated record.